GAAUGGCACUCGAAUCGAGAUUACAGAAAGUUUCAGUUUCAUUUCUUCAGUAAUCAGAAAAUUACAGGAAGCGAGCAAGCGGAAGGGUAGCCAGCAGACCUCUGAUAAAAAUGUCUACUGUCUCCAACUUUAUCACCACGGUUAUCUGUAAAAAUGAAGGCUGUAUGGAGUAUGGAUUGCUUGAACAAACUAUCCGGCGAAGUCUCACUAUUUCUGAAUCAAUACUUGUCGGUAUCUUGAGAGACACCUGCAAGUUUGUUGUUAUUGAUGGAAAAGAAAAAUGCUCCGCGACCAGUGCCCUGAGCGCAGACAGCUUGAUCAUAGCAAAGACAUCACUAAGGGUUUGCAAAAAACAGCCCGGCGACUGUGUCAGCUGUGAAGAUUUACAUCUGUGCAAAUAUCUUGUGUGCGGCAGCUGCAAGUACGGGAACAAGUGCAAAAAUUCCCACGACUUGGACUCGGCCUACAACAGAGCGGUCUGCGCCAGACACGGCCUCCAGGACCUGGGGGCUGCAGAGCUGUUCGCCCUGCUGCUGCAGAACGACCUGUCUCUACUGCCGGAGGCGUGCUCGCAUUACAACAGGGGCAACGGCGAGCACGGCUCCUGCAGGUUCAAGGGGAGCUGCAAGGGCCUGCACGUGUGCCAGCACUUCCUGCAGGGCGACUGCGCCUUCGGGGACCGCUGCAAGCGGGUGCACGCCUUCGACGGCGCCGCCCGCGAGAUCCUGAAGCGCCGGGGCGCCGGCCCGGAGAGGGGCGCCGACCGCCUGUACAAGGCGUACCGGAACAUGUUCGCCAUCGUCGGGCACGCGGACGGCCCUGCGGCGGGCCGCCCCACGGCCGCCGCGGCUCCUGCACCCGCCGCCGCCGCCGCCGCCGCUGCCGCCCCACCGCCGCCGACAAGGGAGCGCUCCCGCCAGCACUCCAGCCCCUCCGCCGGCGAGGCCGACAGCAGCGAGAUCUGCCUGUUCUUCCUCCGCCGCCACUGCAGUUUCAAAGAGAAGUGUAUUCGGGUUCACUACCACCUGCCCUACAGAUGGCAGAUCUCUCAGAGGGACGGAACCACCUGGAAGGAUCUGCUGGACAUGGAGGAUGUUGAGCAAGCCUACUGCAACCCUGCGAACGAUGCAAGUAAGGGGAUUUCGCAGGUGGAUUUCCUCGCCAUGACGAGCGGAGCCUUCGAAGUGCGCCGCCUCUCCACCGUCUCCUCCGUCACCAAGCCCCCCCACUUCAUCCUCACCACCGACUGGCUGUGGUACUGGAAGAGUGACCAGGGGAAGUGGCUCGAGUUUGGCUCUGAGGGCGACGCGGACGGGGGGUCCUCCAUCACGUCCCAGACUCUGGAGAACAUUUACCUGGCCGACACCGACGGGGAGAUCCCCUUCACCGCUGGCAGUCAGCAGUACUUGCUCAGCUUCAAAGACAUGACUCAGCGAAACCUAAAAUAUAACACCAAGAGGGAGGUUCGAAGGCGGCCCCACUUCCUCUCCGGUAAAGACGUGGAGAAAAAGCUGAAGAGCGGAACUCCGGAAGCUUCCGGCUCCUCUGCCGCCAGCGUUCCGAAGCACUGGGACCAGGAAGCCCUGGCUGACUUUGAAUACAAGCUCACUUGCCUGUCGGCCACGUCCACGGAGUUCCAGCAGGUGCAGAAGCUGUUCAAGCGGACCAUGCCCACCAGCACUGUGCACAGCAUCCAGAGGAUCCAGAACCCCUCCCUGCACAAGGUCUUCCAGUGGCAGAAGGAGAAGAUGCAGAAGAAGAAUGGAGGCCGGCCUGUAGACCAGCGGCUCCUGUUCCACGGCACUGAGCAGUCCCUCACCAAGGCCAUCUGCGAGCAGAACUUGGACUGGAGGAUCUGCGGCAUCCACGGGUCCCACUACGGCAAAGGAAGUUACUUUGCCAGGGACGCCUCGUACUCGGACCGGUACUCCAAGUCUAGCGGCCGGACGAAGACCAUGUUCGCCGUGCAGGUCCUGGUCGGGGAAUACGCCAGAGGGGACCGCAGCUUCCUCCGCCCCCCCCAGAAACCCAGCGACCAGGGCUUCUACGACAGCUGCGUCGACUCCGUGGUAAACCCCGCCAUUUUCGUCGUCUUUGAGAAACACCAGAUCUACCCGGAGUACAUUAUCGAGUACGGUCCUUGAUCCUGAAGUAAAGAGUCGUAGAUCCGAAAUUCAACUAUGCAGAAAAAAUAAGACGCGCUAAAGUGCGCUAAAUCAAAAAUGGCUUUCGCAGUUUUACUGAUAUUUUGUGAGCUUGGAUAGCCUUCAAGACUGUGUGUAACAAUUCUUUAAAAAUUGUUUUUGCUGCGAGUAACAUUCAUCACAAUAUCUGGGAACUAAUAUUUGCGAUUUAAACCUUUAUAAAAUCUUUAUAGUGGGAUAAACUGGUGUCAGGUCACUUUUGUAUAAUUUAAAACAUUGCUGUCUUCUGUGGUCUUUAAAGGGCUUAUGUUUUUAAAUUUCAGACCUCACUGUUAAUUUCAUACUCGUUGUAAGGGGAUCUAAACCAAUGUAGAAUACCAGACAGACUGGGGUGUCUUGUGUGGCAUGGCCCGUAGGGCGCUUUCCACAUGCUCAAACUAUUUAGAUACCUCCAGGUUUGUGAUUUCACAACUAGAAAAACUACCUGCAAUAUCAAUGCUAAGAUAUCAGCAGUGGAGCAGUUACUUCUUUUAGGUCUAACUAAAAAAUCUAUAACUCGUUUCUAUAAUUCUUAAGCCAGACUGAGGUGUUAAAUAUGCAAAUUUGCAAAUCUCCCCCAACAAAAGAUUUAAAAUGAACCCCCAGUUUUCACCUAUGUGCCAAAAAUGUCAAAUCUCAGUAGGGACCUACACUCAUUGUAUCUGGUCCUGCCCUGAAAUCCAAGUAUAUUGGAUGGAUAUUUUGCAGGAUGUGGUAAAAAUCUUUGGUGUGGUUUUAGCAUAUGAACCCUCUCUCUUCCGAGUCAAGAUGCAAUAGUUGGUACUAGUUCUGGCUAGUUAUGAUAUCCUUGCAUAUGCCGCAAGGAAGAAUAUUUUUCUGUAAUGGAUAAAUGACAAACCUCCUGCGAAAGCAAACUGGCAUAAGAUAAUUAUGGAGUGUUUUACCCUUGAAUACUUGACCUGUCUACUUCACUCUUCAAAAAGACAGUUCGUGAAAAUAUGGACUCCAUCUCUCUACUUCUCCAACUCCCCAGUGGCUUCAACACUUUCAAGCAUUCUCCUGGACUGAUUGAGAUACCUGUGCCUUGCCUAUGAUGCUGUAACUGUAAUGCACCCUUGUCAUCUGCACUUUUAUGGUAUCCCAGCUUUUAUUUUAUGCAAACAAAAAAAUUUAACUGUCAACAUUCAUACAGAUUGUGUAGACCAAUGCUGUGCUGAGCUUUUUGUUGUUGUCUGUGUGUUUGUGAAAAAUAAAAAAAGAACAAAACUCAAUAAAUAUAUUUGGGGGAAAAAAAAUCUUUCUCAACUGAUCUGACUUACCUGAUCUGACUGUCAUUGACACUGCUGUAGAGAGAGCACUUCUGGUGUUUUUUUGGAUUGAAUGCCACAGACGUGAAAUAAAUGAUUCUACUCCCCAA
Messenger RNA from Anguilla anguilla (European eel), 3561 nucleotides. RefSeq names its product protein mono-ADP-ribosyltransferase PARP12-like. Bases 111 to 2144 code for a protein of 677 amino acids. Gene Ontology annotation, molecular function: metal ion binding; NAD+ poly-ADP-ribosyltransferase activity. The record is from RefSeq and is a predicted model, not a curated record. The transcript has 12 exons. NCBI's taxonomy places the organism in Eukaryota, Metazoa, Chordata, Actinopteri, Anguilliformes, Anguillidae.